AGCUAUCCAAGGUCCACACCCUGUUCCCUCUUCGCAGCACUCCAGUCCUGACCCCCCCUUAUAAACAUGUACUACCUUUGCUGGUCGCGGGUUAGGACGUGGUGCCACGCCAGAAUCUUGGGAACGGAGGAUCUGGGACCGGGCAGCAAGGCCGAGGGUGAAGGAGUUCGCCGGGAACAUUCUGGCGAGGGAAGCGGAACAAAAGAGAUGCUCGAUUUGCGUGCUUUGCGGUGCGGGUCGCGCUAGUCGCUGCGGAGGGGUGCGCGGGGUCGAGCUGCAGAGAAGUGUCGAACGAACGGAGAGGAAGAGGAGAGGCGCGCCUUGUCCGAGGCAAUAACGAUCUCGCUCGUUCCUGUUGCGACAGAGUGCACCGUAGUCUGGGUAGUAGAAAAGUUGGAGAAUGUCUCUCCCUCUCGAUCUACUGUUCGGCGUUCUGGGACAGCGGAUUGACUGUUUGGCCCGAAUCAUUCAAGAUUAAAGCGAUCCCUCGGAUUCCUAGCCAUUGCAAAGCUUCUCGGUGUACAUGAUGAGGAGACAUAGUUGA
Messenger RNA from Dacryopinax primogenitus, 544 nucleotides. RefSeq lists its product as uncharacterized. The record is from RefSeq and is a predicted model, not a curated record. The coding region runs from base 67 to 246 and encodes 59 amino acids. Lineage: Eukaryota; Fungi; Basidiomycota; Dacrymycetes; Dacrymycetales; Dacrymycetaceae. The transcript has a single exon.